AUGCAGUUGAUUUCUUUAACUUCUAUUAUCACUGCCGUUGCAGCCCAGCAGCUUGCAUGGGGGCAGUGUGGAGGAAAUGGCUGGACAGGGGAAACUUCAUGCGUUAAUGGAUAUACCUGCCAAAUCAGUAAUGAAUGGUAUUCCCAAUGCAUACCAAGCAGUGCUGCACCAGGUAAAAUCUCACUCUCUUCACAUAGAAUUAACUACCGCUAA
Lindgomyces ingoldianus is the source of this 213-nucleotide messenger RNA. RefSeq lists its product as uncharacterized. Gene Ontology annotation, cellular component: extracellular region. Gene Ontology annotation, molecular function: cellulose binding. The coding region runs from base 1 to 213 and encodes 70 amino acids. The transcript has a single exon. Gene Ontology annotation, biological process: carbohydrate metabolic process. Lineage: Eukaryota; Fungi; Ascomycota; Dothideomycetes; Pleosporales; Lindgomycetaceae. The record is from RefSeq and is a predicted model, not a curated record.